AUGGAUCAUUUUGAGAGAAUUCGAAAAAUUGGUAAAGGUAAUUUUGGUGAUGUUCUUUUGGUGUCAAGAAAAAGUGAUGGAAAAGUAUGUUAAAUCUUUGUAUUUACAGCAAUUUGCACUUAAAAGAGUGGAUUUAAGUAUGAGAGAAAGCUUUGUGGUUGACCCUCUCAAUGAAGUUAAGGUUCUCAAAUCGUUAGACCAUUAGAACAUCAUUAAACACUAUGAUUCAUUUGUACACAAUAAUAAACUAUGUAUUCUAAUGGAAUAUGCCGAGAAUGGUAAACAUUUGAAAAAAUAAUCUAAGCUGAUCUCAGUUUAAAAAUAAAGGAGGCUAAACAUAAUAAUCAAUUCAUUCAAGAAUCUACAGUUCUGUAUUUCAUUUAUGCAUUAUUAUAGAUUCUUGCAUGGUUAACCUAAUUGGCAGUAGCGCUCAAUUAUCUCCAUUCUCAAAAGAUACUUCAUAGAGACAUCAAAGUACAAAAUAUAUUCCUUUGUAGUGAUGGAAUUGUAAGAUAAUUUAAAUAUAAUAGGUGAAAUUGGGUGAUUUUGGUAUCUCUAGAACAUUAGAAAACACAUCUGAAUUAGCAUAAACCUCAAUAGGUAUUAAUUAUAAGAAAACGAAUAAUUUAGGUACACCAUUUUAUUUAUCUCCUGAAUUAUGUUAGAAUUAGUAAUAUAAUCAUAAAAUUGAUAUAUGGAUGUUAGGAUGUGCCAUUUAUGAAUUAUGUACAUUACAUAAACCAUUUACUGCUGAAUCAAUCAAUGUAAUAUAAUUAAUAUUAAAUAAAGGCUUUGGCCACUAAAAUUAUUAAUGAAUAACAUACAAAAAUCUCUGAUCACUAUUCAGAAUUUCUAUCAAAUCUUAUAGAUGAAAUGUUACAGAAACAACCAGAAAAAAGGCCAGAAAUUUCAAAAAUACUGUCAUUUCCAUAAAUUCAAAUAGAAAUAUAAAAAUUAUCUCAAAUCUAUCAAUCUACUAAUAUAAAAUAUUAGAAUAAUGGAUUCUCAUCCAGUAAAAAGAGUAACAGAAUGCAACAGAAUUCUAUACACUUUUUAGUUGAAAAAUCAAAAUAAUAACAAGGUUAAUCACCAAUUUGUUCAAGAAGAAGUCAAUCUAAACUUAAUACUCCUUAUUAAGUCUAUAAAACAGAUAUUGUUGAUUAAAAUAGUCCACAUUUUAAAUUAAAUGGAAAAUAAUUAGUUUCUAAUUUACAUACUCUUCCAGACUAUAUUGAUGAUUAACAAAAAGCUUAAACACCUAUUUCCACUUAAAGAACAGAAUCUAAUGAAAUCAAUUCUAAAUAGCUAAAAUAUUAAAAAUCUAUUUCUAUUAAUACUUAAAUUGAUGAUAAUAAUAAUAAACGAAAUUAAGAAGUGGAAAGCUAACCUACUCUAUUAAAAAACUAAAAAUCAUUCACUUUCGUUGAUAUAUUCUUUAAUCCAAAUACUCCUACAUCCCCUAAUAGAUCUUUAUUAUUAACUGAUUUCCUUAAACGAAAAUUAGGAAAUGAAAAAUUUUAUUAAAUGAAAAUAGUAUAUAUAUAUCAUAUCAUUUAGUUACUUGAAUAAAAUAAUGAUCCUAUUAAAUUGCUAGAUUAAGAAAAAGGUUUAGUCUAAGAUAUCAUAGGAGAAUAAAAUAUGGAUUGUGUUAGAGUAAUAUUUAAAUAAAUCAUUAGAUUUUUAAACUAUUAAUCAGUUGUUCUAUAACUCCUUAAGCAAGUCAUGGUAGAGCUAAAAGUGCUUAAGUUUUCACUCAAGAAAAACAAGAAUCCUUAAUGGAUAUAAUAAAGGAAUCUGAUUUUUAACCUUCAAAUUCCAUAGGUUCUAAUCCAGGAUUAGAAAUAUCAUUUAAAAAUCUCUAGCAUUUCACUGAAGAAUAAUAAUAAGUGCUAUAAUAAAUAAAGGAAUGA
Messenger RNA from Paramecium pentaurelia, 1910 nucleotides. Lineage: Eukaryota; Ciliophora; Oligohymenophorea; Peniculida; Parameciidae. The record is from the annotation of a GenBank genome assembly.